AUUCGACAAGUUUACAAGAUGAAAAAAAUAUUUAAUAAUAUAAUUGGAAAUUUUUUUAUAAUAUUAUUUUGUAUUAAUACAAUAUAUUGUAAAAGAGGUGGAAAAUUUCAUAAACAUGACGAAGAAUCAAACGAUGUAAAUUCAAUAUCAUCUGAAGCUGCUGCUAACGCUGUUAUUGAUGACAUAUUCAAUAUGAAACAAUACAUAAAAUUUGGUGAAAAUAAUAUGGUCACUGUACAGGAGAGUAGUGAAAUAUUACAUGAAAAUGGAACUGUUACAACAAAAUUAUGUUUGGACAAUGGAAUAUCUUUGAAUAUAAAUGCUAUACCCGAAAUUGAUAAUGAUAUAAAAAUUUAUACAAUUGCUGGUACAAUUGAAUUUAGUUCUCCAGAUUUCAUGUUGUAUUACAUCGAAUUUAAUGCUAAUUCUGAUAAUUUUACAAUUCUUCAAUAUGAAAGAAAGAUUCAAAUUGGAUUACGUGCUAAUGCAAAACAAUUGGCAGCUUUAGCUGGAUGAAUGAAAAUUAUCUUAAUAUUCUAUAAAUACUAUAGAUUCUCUAUUUCGGAUUAAAAAUUUAUUGACUUGCAUC
This is a messenger RNA of Condylostylus longicornis, 589 nucleotides long. RefSeq lists its product as uncharacterized. Lineage: Eukaryota; Metazoa; Arthropoda; Insecta; Diptera; Dolichopodidae. The transcript has 3 exons. The record is from RefSeq and is a predicted model, not a curated record. The coding region runs from base 19 to 516 and encodes 165 amino acids.